Dinoponera quadriceps is the source of this 2480-nucleotide messenger RNA. Its product is annotated as KIF1-binding protein-like. The transcript is spliced from 2 exons. Bases 347 to 2119 code for a protein of 590 amino acids. The record is from RefSeq and is a predicted model, not a curated record. Lineage: Eukaryota; Metazoa; Arthropoda; Insecta; Hymenoptera; Formicidae.
UGUUCCCUAUACUGUAUUGAUCCAAUAAUUGACGGCAGAUGUGUCAAAAUAACACUCCGGAAAAGAAAAUUUUAACGUUAAAGCGAGUGUUUUAUUACAAUGAUAUUGUUAUAGCGAUUUUUGUUUCCAAUUAUCUAUAAUUAAAAACAAAAAUAUAAACAGGCUUUUAUAACCAUAUAUGAUACCAUCCUGUGGAAAUAGCAAAUUUAUAUCACACUGAAUAUCUCUGAGACAAAAAAUACAAUCGAAUCUCAUUGCGAGCUUAAUAAUUGCCAAAGAGAUUAUCUUAAAAUAAGAAGAAGAUAUAUAUUGCAUUGAAAGUUUGGACACCCUUACAUCGAAUAAAAUGGAGGUAGACAAAGACUCGUAUAUGUCAGCUAGCACUCGGAGAGAGAAAUACCUGAAGGUCCAAAAGAUGAUGGACAAUCUAUCACCAAACGACAAAAGCGAAAUUGAAGAGGUCAUAAGUAUUUUAAUGGAAUUGAUAGAUGAGCUCAAUAAUAAGAUGGCUAGUUCAACAUCCGAGAAUUUGGUUGUAAUGCUCGCAAUACUUCACUUAAAUUUAGGCACGAUAUAUGUAAAUUUGGACAAGACAAUAAUUGCCGAGAAAGAACUUAUAACGUGUACUGACUUAUUGAAAGACAUUGAACUGGAGCCUAGUAGUAUUAUGCCAAUGAUAAAAGCCCUCAAUCAACUGGGCAUACUUUAUGCAAAGUGUGAGGCAGAGAAAGCCAAGGUUUCUUUAGAAAAGGCUGAAAAGCUGUACACCGAGUUCACAGAGAACAUUCAACUCAUUCCAAUUGACAUAGAUGUCACAAUGGGCAUAGACACAGAAGGACUGGACGCCUGUAAGCUUCUGGAUAAGAUUCAUACGAUGACUCUAUUUUAUCUCGCGCAGGUAUACGGUGAAUUAAACGACAAGGACUGGUUCGCUGCGUACUGUCAUAAGACGCUGAGUAUGCAGCUCAGACUGGACAGCAUGGAUAAUAUCGACUGGGCUCUGAACGCCGCGACGCUGUCUCAGUACUUCAUAGACCACGAUAACUUCACCCAGGCGAGGUAUCACUUAGCCUCGGCAUCCUACAUACUGCAGAAGCACCGGGACGCGCUGGAGGCGAAGGGCCCAAAAGAGACCAGCGAGAGCAUCGCUGCGGAAUACGAGACCUACCAUCAUAGAUCCGCGGAUGUUGCUAGAUGCUGGGCGCAAUACGGUAUUACAUUACUGGGCACUUCCAAGGAGCGACUAUUAAAGAGAGUCGAGCAGGAAGAUCAGUCGGACGACUCGAGCUCCGCGGCAACGGCAACGGAGUCCAUGAAAUCUACGAUGGAGCUGAUGAAAUUUGUGGAUAUAGACCCGGAAUUGGAAGCCAUCGUUGGCCAGGUCACGGACCAGUACCUGCUCGACUUCGAGGACGCCAGGCCGGUGUUUCUGAACGUGCAGAAAUGGCUGAACGAGGCGAAGACGUACUACACCUUGAACAAUCACGCGUCGGACUAUGCGCGCAUCGUACAGGACAUCUCACAGGCGUUCAAGUUUCUAUUGUUCUACGAGGUGCACGAGGACAGGCAGGCGAAGAUGCACAAACGGCGGAUCGACAUACUCGAGAAUCUGGACCAGGGGCUGAAUUCGCGUUAUUAUCAAAAUAUCUCGCGGGAGAUCUGGCAGGAGCUCGGCGAGAUAUAUGCGGAGAUCAUGGAGAUCAAGCUCAGCCGUUUGCAGGCGUCCGACGAGAAGCCGACCGCCCAAAUGAUAACGAAGAUCAAUCAUCUGGCGAAGAACAGCAUUAAGUACUUCGACUGUUACGUGAAUUCACUCCCGAAGAUCAACAAGUUCGACGAGGUCCCGACGUACUCGGAUGAUUACCUGUACCAGGCGUUACACACGCAAUUUCUCAUGGGUAGAUUGCACGGCAAGAUCAUCACCUCCGACUUAAAGCUAAGGAUAGAGAACAUGCAAAACAGUCUCGACAAGUAUGAGUUUAUUAUGGAUUAUUGCAACAGGCAUCCGGAAAAGGAGGAAGAACUGAAGAAACACGAGUUCAUAAGUGUGUGCAGAGAAUUCGUUAGUUUGCUGCCGCUCACGUUACAUAGAAUGAAACAACAACUGACGGCUCAGUAAUUCGAUUUCUUUUUUACAAUUGUAUAUUUGUCUCAAGAACGUAAAGAGAUGUUUCAUUAAAUUUUCCUUCGAGGAUGUGACAUCUCGCCAAGCCUUUUUUCGUGGAAAGUAAAAAUGAGAAUCAGCGAGUCCCGUGUUUGCGAUAUGCGUGUCUCGGAUGUAUUUCAAAUGCACUUUUUGAUCGAUGCAAUUGUGAUCGAGAGAGAUGCAUUCGCUAUAUUUAUUAUUGAAGAGCGUAAAUGAGAAAUGAUUAUAAUGUAUAUUGCCACAUAUUAAAAAAAAAAAAUAUAUAUAUAUAUAUAUAUAUGCCGCGAAAGGGACACUAAUAUGUAAUCAACAUAAUAAUAGAUAGUGGUAUUUA